AUGGGUCCAGUGACUCGAGCAAGCACUCUCAGAGGGCAGAGAAAGAUCUUUGACUCGCUCGGAGCUCCUAGUUUUGCGUACAGAUAUCAGCUUUAUGAUAGGGACACCGUUGGCACACUGGAACAGAAAUUGGCAGAGCGGAUCGCCGCAGCAAAGUACGAUUGGUUCUUCCAAAACCACAGCAGCAUGCUGCUGUUUGAAUGGCCCAGCGACAGAACCGUCGACAGAGACUAUUACUGGCGUGAAUUCGCAAACUGUGUGAACAGGACGUUCGACGGAGACUCAGCGACUACUUUUCUUUCGGACAAGCUGAGCAAUGAAGCGCUGGAUAGUUGUCUGGGCACUCCAAUCGCGUCUGGACGCGCUGAGCACCGUUGCAUGUUUCAAAAGGGACUGGAGGCAAGGUCGCUAGCCAAACUCGUGGACUCGGUAGCUCAGAACGCAAGCGGGCUGAGGCUGAAGGCGCUGGCGUUCCGCCUGGAGUCCGAGGGCGAGAAGCACUCCAACAACUUUGUCGCUUCCCUGCAGCCCGUCUUGGAGGAGUCUAUGAACAUGUACAGAGACAUACACUACGAAAAGCUCCUGAAAAUAGCCAGGCAGGCCAAGAGCGAUAAUUCUGCGAAGGACGUUCUGGCGAAACUGGCCGAGAACGAUCUGACCUCGCCGAGGUUGGUGCGCGACGGCAGCUGGCUAAUGUUCGCGAGCCUAAAGUAA
Messenger RNA from Torulaspora globosa, 714 nucleotides. RefSeq names its product Cbt1p (gene CBT1). Bases 1 to 714 code for a protein of 237 amino acids. The transcript has a single exon. The record is from RefSeq and is a predicted model, not a curated record. Lineage: Eukaryota; Fungi; Ascomycota; Saccharomycetes; Saccharomycetales; Saccharomycetaceae.